AUGCCUCAACGAUCAUUCUUUCACCAAGUGCAGUCUGUCUGGGACCAUCUGACACGUCGUCGAGAUUUUCGGAGGCCUCGUCGUUAUGCAGAUAUCGCAGCCGCUCAACGCCGAUCCCAAACUCUGGACAGUCGCUCUCACGUAGACGAUUUUAUUGUGUCUUUUGGGCAGUUCGUGAGAGAAGGUGGCCGUCUUAGUGCUCGUUCGACUGCUGGCACAGCACAUAUUCCACUUGAUGCAGAUGACUUUUCGGACCAACACUUGAUCGACUGCUCUAUCAACCGUUCGACUAUCCAUUGUGACCCGCCAGAAGAGACCGUGAAGAUUCCGGUUGUUCGUUGUGCUACAUCUCACCCUGACGCCCCUGUCGAUGGACAAGAAGUCGAUCAUCCGUACCUACCCGGCGAUGAAUCGUACCCCCUGAUCCAUACUCAGGGCCGUAUAAUCAAUGCCGAGCUGUUUCAAGAGCCUCGACGUCUUUAUCGAGUCAAUGCCAAAGGUCAAGAAUUCUUUAUCCCCAUCGACACCUUUAUUUCGCAGCCAGGCUAG
Molecule: messenger RNA, 549 nt
Organism: Fusarium venenatum
Lineage: Eukaryota; Fungi; Ascomycota; Sordariomycetes; Hypocreales; Nectriaceae
Source: RefSeq, a predicted model, not a curated record